Molecule: messenger RNA, 1270 nt
Organism: Phlebotomus papatasi
Lineage: Eukaryota; Metazoa; Arthropoda; Insecta; Diptera; Psychodidae
Product: delta(3,5)-Delta(2,4)-dienoyl-CoA isomerase, mitochondrial-like
Exons: 3
Coding region: 254-1156 (300 amino acids)
Cellular component (GO): mitochondrion
Molecular function (GO): delta(3,5)-delta(2,4)-dienoyl-CoA isomerase activity
Source: RefSeq, a predicted model, not a curated record
AUUCACAAAAAGUGAGGUUAGAUUGAUUGUUUAUAUUUUUUAUAAGUUUUUAAAUUUUAAAUGAAAAACUCCUUUUCUUUGUUGUUAGUAUUAUCCGUUGAACGUUGCGUAUCUAUUUAAUUUUUAUGCAUUAAUUAUAAUAUGUUUGCAAAAUGACUAAUUUUUAAAAACUAACCUCUUUAUUAAAUUAUUCGGAUCGUUCGGACACUUUGACUUGGACAUUGGACCUCAGACCUCAGCUGAAGUUGAUUUUAUGCUGCGUAACGUAUCACGUAUAUUACCGUCUCCCUCAUCCAGAAACUUUGUAAAGACUGCCCUUAGUACCAUGUCCACUUUUGCCAACUUGAAAGUCACCUCUCCCAGUCCUUUUGUCUAUCACGUUGAACUGGACAAUCCCAAAAGGAGCAAUGCCAUCAACGCCGAAAUGUGGAAAGGCAUCGGAGAGUGCUUUGCAGAUCUGCACCGAAAUUCCGAUUGCCGGUCGAUUGUCUUAUCCGGGAAUGGCAAGAACUUCUGUGCUGGCAUAGAUCUCAUGAGUGUCAUGUCUUUGGGCACAGAACUGAGCAAUCACGAAGACGUCGGACGUCGUGGUCGGAUUAUGGAACACAAAAUUCGAGAAUAUCAGGAUGCAAUCUCUUCCAUUGAGAACUGUGUAAAGCCUGUGAUUGCUGUAAUUCAAGGAGCUUGUGUAGGAGCAGGAGUGGAUCUUAUUACAGCCACUGACAUGCGCUACUGUAGCUCAGAUGCCUGGUUCCAGGUGAAGGAAGUGCAAAUUGGAAUGGCUGCAGACGUAGGAACUCUCCAACGUCUUCCCAAAGUCAUUGGUUCCCAGAGUCUCGUGCGGGAAUUGUGUUUCACUGGAAGGAAAGUAGACAGUGAAGAAGCCCUGAAAUGUGGCCUCGUGAAUCGUAUCUUGAGCACCAAGGAAGAUAUUCUGAAAUUUGCUCUAGAAACUGCCGGACAAAUUGCCUCACUGAGUCCAGUUGCAGUUCAGAACACCAAGAAAAGCAUUCUUUUCUCCUACAAUCGUUCAGCUCAAGAAGGACUUGAUCAUAUUCGGGAGAUCAAUUCAUUGGCCCUCCAGAGCGAGGAUUUCCUUAAGGCUGUUACAGCAGCAGCCACGAAAGGAGAAGCUGCAGAAUUUUCUAAAUUGUAAGAUAUUCAACUAAAAGUUUGAAUUUUAAUUUACAAAACAGAGAUUUUUAUUAAUUAUAUUUUGUAUUGAUAAUCAUACUAAAUUUGGGGAAUAAAAUCAAAAUGGAAUGGGCAA